Rattus norvegicus (Norway rat) is the source of this 1000-nucleotide messenger RNA. RefSeq names its product prostate and testis expressed 4B (gene Pate4b). The record is from RefSeq and is marked validated. The coding region runs from base 23 to 331 and encodes 102 amino acids. The transcript is spliced from 3 exons. Lineage: Eukaryota; Metazoa; Chordata; Mammalia; Rodentia; Muridae.
AAGCCACCUUCUAACAUCCAACAUGAAUUCCAUGACAAAAAUCAGCAUACUGCUCAUCGUGGCUUUAUCUUUUCUCUGCUUCACAGAGGCAAAUACAAAUCUCAUCUGUAAUACCUGUAAUCGCUCAGAAAAUUCAGAAUGUAAAAACGGAACUGGCCAAUGCACUGCACCGGAAGGUGGAUCGUGUUCAACCAUAUCAAUCUAUCACGGACAACGGCAUGUACUCUCAAAGCAAAUGUGCUUGGGUCAUUGCGAGGAAAAACCGCAUUACAAUGGAGACUUCAUGAUUUACGUAAUGUGCUGUUCCAAAAACUUGUGUAAUAGUUUCUAGAUGGAGAAGAAUCUCUUGAAGAUCAUCUUCGGUUCAAGAUCCAAACUUAACAAAUGAACCGAGAUGAGGAACUUGCUUCCUACUCUGUUUCCACACCGACCUGAGAUCACUGAGACAGCAGCAACAAAGGCUGUGUCCUCAUUUCUAACGACCACACCAUUGGACCACUGCAAAAGAAAAAACAAUCCCAUGCUUACCAUGUUAUUUUACUCUUCCAAUUUUCAACGUCUAAGCCCUGUAAUAGUGUCCCAAGAACUUUUAUUUUAAUCUCUAGAAUCUAUGAAUGCUGCUGUAAGUGGCAAAAGAGACAUUGGAGAAGGGAAUAAUCUCUAGAUGAAAGGUUGUGUUUGGAUUGUCAGGAAGGGUCUUAGUCCUAAGUACAAAUGUCCUUAUAAAAUGUGGGGGGAGGGGGUUGUGUGAAUUAACUAUAGAAGAGGAAAUGAUUGUGUAAUGGUGAUUCAGAAUUGGAGUGAUAUCCCUUGAAGGGGAAUCAAACAGCCAGGAGCCAAGAGAUAUAAAAGGCCACUAGAAGCUGAGAAGGGCAAUGAAAUUAAUUUUUCUCAAUGCCUCCAGAAACCCACCACGCUGCAACUUGAUUUUUAUCCUCACCAGAUUUAUUUUUUACUUCAGAGUUCUACAAAUUGAAUAAAUGCGUGUUGUUUUAAGCAA